Messenger RNA from Phaedon cochleariae (mustard beetle), 3068 nucleotides. The record is from the annotation of a GenBank genome assembly. NCBI's taxonomy places the organism in Eukaryota, Metazoa, Arthropoda, Insecta, Coleoptera, Chrysomelidae.
AUGGUAUGGUACACCCUAGGCAUCUGGGAUCUGGUUGAUAAAUAUUUCAAAGACAGUGUCAAGCAACGGAUCAGAAAAGAAUUCCAGGAACGGUCAAAACGGAACAAAACAAAGCAAAACACAACAAGCACGAUUGAAGCCGCCCACCGGCAAGUGAAGCAAACACCAAACAGGCAAUACAGAGACACCUUCAAGAGAGACGCGAUGCUGUCACAUGAUCGAGGAUCGAGGCUUGAAAAAAGAACGCUACCUGCAACCAUUGAAGCAACAGAAUCUCCGACUAUUCCCCCCAAUUUGAUAACAUCGCAUCUACUCCACUCCGGUGACUCCCGCUGGGCGUUUUUCUCAAGGUCGUCUCUCCCCACGGAAGAGAUCUUCAGAUGCUACCAUUGCUACCAUGUAGAGCUCACAGCAAUUAGAAUUGAGGAGUUUAUAAAGGUAAGUGAAGAAAACACCUUCAGUCAGUCUCUGUGCGACAGUGACAUUAUCAAUGAAGCUAUGGCGGGAAUCAAACAGAUACACGUGUAUUUCGUCAUAAUCCUCCUGACUGAAAUUCUGCAUGAGGCCACAUCCGAAACGGAGUCAACAACCAAGAAAGAAACAGAAGAAUCCCUAGACGAAGCUGAAUCUAACGGAAAAUUAGAAAUAAUCAAACGUAUAAAGAAAAUCAACGAAGACGGAUCUUACACCAUAGGCUAUGAAGCUGAUGACGGUUCAUUCAAGAUAGAGAGCCGAGACGUCUUAGGUCACAUUAAAGGAACAUACGGUUUCGUAGAUGACGAAGGACAAAUCAAAAGAGUAUCUUACAGUACAACCAAUGCCAGCGAAAUUAUAACUAAACCAGAACUCUCCACAGUAGUCCAAAGAAUACCAACCAAAAAGCCGACAGCCAGCUAUAUAUUUACCUCCACUCAGUCCACACCAACAACAACCUCCAACAGUGUCAUACAGAGUAUAGCAAAGCGAAGAACAACUACUAGUACUAGCUCCACUAGCUCUACAACUGAUAAACCGAACUACCAGAACAUUGUGAAUGUUUCGAGAGUCACCCAGCCCAACUCAGUGGUUUACUCUUCUGCAGCACCAAGAGUACUUCUUCAAGGCAGAUCAUCACUACCUACCAUACCAGCAACACUCAAAGCAGAAGCUCAACAAGUUGUAUCUAUUAGACCAAGCGAGGAGCCAUUCUACAGAAGGCUCGCUAACUUAGAAGAUGACAAACCAGCGAGUGAAGAACCUAGAGGGAAUCUAUUGAGAAGGCAGCUGCCCCAGCAACAAGGCAAUCCUGAGUAUAAUGUUCGUGAACACAUAUUCAGCCUCCAACAGUCAGUAGGCCACGAUGCCACAGAUGUCUACAGUAGCUCAAUGACUACUGGUACCCCUAGACCCUUGUUCACUACCACUAACAGGCCUUUACCAAUCCAUUUAUCAACCACGUCAGUCCCUACAACCGUUCAACGGCCUUCAUCACCUUACCCUGUUAAUUACCACAACAAUUAUCUACGAGAAGAGCAGACCCAAGCGCAAUACAACCAGCCAUCUACAACAUCUCAACCAGAGCCCAUCCAUGCAUCCCCCACAACAGUACCUGUCGCUCAAAUACCUCCAAACAGAGCUGAGCACCAAGAACCAUUGGUAGCGGUCAGGCAGCCCAAUCAGCGAACAGUGCUGGUACCCCUGAGUCACUUACAGGGUAGGAUAAUACCUUAUGAGCAUCUGAACGACCCGAGAGGGUACCAGUACGUUCCUGAGGACACAAAGCAAAUGGUGGUCGAGAUAGAGCAGCAACAAGCUAUAGUUAGAAAACUACCACAGCAUCCACUGAGACCUAUGCCAGUACAGGUCGAUGAGCACGGGUACAUACGAGAAUUGCCCAGGCAAGUGCCUACCCCUUACCCGGUACCAGUGCCUGCUAGUCCAGUGCAUAGAUACCUGGACAGUGACAUAGACAACGAUAUCGAGAAUAUUCAACCACCUGUGAGUACCAAAGACUUCCAGAAGCUGCUGCACAUGCUGAUUCAGAGGCAAGGCAGAUUAGAGAAGAUAAGUGCGCUGACCAGGCAAGCCGAGGUCUUCAUGCAGCCCAGACCAGUGUACCAGCAAGAGCCUUACUUCGUGCAGAAAGUAAGGCCAGAUCCUCCGCACCAAAGGCAGAACUACGUGGAGGUAGAGCAGCAGCAUCUGGUGCCGUUGAGGAGUCAUCCUCAGCAACAGUUGUACGAGGAGCAGUACGACCCACAGUCUUACAGACCGAAUAGACGAGUUGCCAGGUUGUUACCUUCGAGGGCUCUAGAGGUGCAAGAGGAGUAUCUGCCUUCCGAUGUCAGGGAGAUGUUGUUGCUGAGGAUGUUGCAAUUGGCAAUCAACCCGGCGAUGCCAGUGGCUGAGGAUGAUAUUGAGGUGGUGACUAGAGGUCCUACUGUGAAGAGGACUCCUGUGAGGAAUGUUGAGAUUUUGGGCGAGGAAAGGUCGAAUGGGGAUGCUGAUGGGUCUGGGAGGACGAAAAGGUUUGAGCAGUCUCAGGAUAGCUACUAUUUCAAUGAUAUAUCUGAGUGAUUUUGUUGUUGUUAUAUAUUUGAAUCUUUAAUAUCAUUCGUACAAAAAUGUUAAUCAAUCAUUUUAUAAUUUAUUUCAUCUAGACAUUACUACUGAUUACCAAGCUUCAGUGAAUUUGUUGAUUUUUUUGACAUCAUCUCAUAGAUUUCUGUAAAUAUAUAUAUAUUUAUUUCGAACAUAUUUUUCCAUAAAACUGUAAUUCUUCAUAAAAAGGUGAUAAAAGCGGAUAGGCAUAGGAUUGUUAUAAGCAUCAGUAUUAUUACUGUAGGGCUGUAGGGCUGUAGGCCUUCAAAAUUUCAAAAAAAAAAUACGGAUUAAGAUAUUUGCAUGUGACAUACUGUAUGUACUCAAAGCUAUCUGAAAAUGUAAAUGAAGUUACAUAAACUAUUACCAAAGAUGUGGAUUUUACUCAUGAGAUCUUGUGAAUUCUUUUUACUUAUUACAAAUAUAAGAAUAGAACUGAAAUAGUGUCCGAUAUUUCAUUUCAUAAUGCCUAUUAUACUAUACUCUGC